AUGCAUGACAAACAUGGCGGACAAUAACACAUCAACUCCCACGGGGAAAAUUCCACCUCAUAUUGAGAGUUAUUUGACUGCAAAACGUUCUUGCUCAUUUUUCAAGAUCAAGCCCCGGAAGUAUUUUUGUGUGCUCUAUGGCAACCUUAUACAAUGCUUUGGUAAUGAAAAGUCAUACACUGAAAAACGAGAGAAUGUSAAGGCACAGAUUGACUUGGAACUGGUUCGCAGUAUAUCAGAGACAGUUUCCUUGCCAGCAUCAAGACAAAAACAGGAAUACUGCUUCAAAUUGGUUUUUUACGAUGAUAAUGAAGUGGACUUUAUAGCUCAGAGUAAGCAGGAUGUGAAAAAUUGGGUUGAUUGUUUGAAGCAAACUAAAGAAUUCUGGGAAAACUGGGAGCAAAACGAACAGUUUGAAAUUGUAAAUAAAGACGAAUGCAAUGUUAAUGGUAUAGAGACUAAUCAAGAGUCAUGUGUGAAAGUUCCUAAUGAAGAAAAAGAUCCUGACUUAAUCAAAAUAUCGAUCAUUAUGUCUCAUGGCCAGCCUUUCACAGCAUAUCUACCACCGGACGGCAACCUUGAUGAUCUCUGGACAGCUGUACUUAAAUCGCUGCCUGGUCAUUUUUGUUUUAAGUGUAAUAUUUGUCAGUUACGUGGUAGAACAAUGGAGCUGUGGUCUGUUACAAAUGAUGGUGCGGCUUACAAAAUUGAAAAACAUUUUAAUGCGUCUGAAUACUGUACGACAGCGUCAAACCCUAUCUAUUUAUUGGAACAUAAUUUUAAGCUUCUGGUUGUCUUCUUUGAAGAUUCUUCGUUUCUCGUCUCACCUGCUGAUAUUUCUACUAAAGCAAGAGAUAUUCCAGAUAUUGAGUUGUUUUCAAGGAAACUGUCUGAAAUAGAAUGCAGUAAUGUGCAACUGUACCUGAAAACCUCAUCAGGAAYAGCUACGCCAUUCUCGCAGGAAGAUGCACCAUUAAGAACGUUAUGGGAAAAACAUGGUGAUAAAUGGUCCCUUAAACAUCGUGAAGGAGAGAAAUUUCUUCUUAAAAGUAAAGCAAUUUUAAGGACUAGUAAUGCAAAGAACAUUGCAGAAAAGAUUCAACAGAGCAAGUUAAAAACGAAGAUCUGCGAAAGAAAGCAAAGAGAAGUAUUAAAGAAAAUCGAAAUCCAUGGCUGCAAACCCAAGAUGAGAAAAAUCCUCGAUCCUCUAAGGGUACCCGCUUCUAGAGCUCCUCCUUUUGAACCCAGCCUUAYAUCUAGUAUCGAUAUGAAUGAGGAUCAUUUUAGCAGUGAGCCAAGGUCAAAGACUAAGGCCAAACACCAAAUACGGCCUUGUACUUUUCCUCCAUCACCAGAAAAGAAAGGACCAGGUCAAUUGAAUGCUCCCUUUUGCCCGCCCGACAACUUAGAUUUUACCUCUAAUACAUCUAAACCUAAUGGUAAAGUUAUGUAUGGUAGUAACGAGAUCAUAGUGAAGCGACAAAGAAGCUUGACGGAGGUAACGCAUUGUCCGCGUGACCGCCUGAAUUUUACUACUGCUCUAUCUAAAUCUAACGACGAGGAGACGUAUGAUAAUCAUGAGGUCGCGGCGAGACGACAAAGAARCGUGACGGAUGUAACACCACAUAGAACCGGAAGUAACAAUGAGAGAUAUUUAAGUCAUACCGGUUCUAUCAGUAGGAAAGGUGCAGUUAGACGAAAAUCAUCACGCGAUUCUCUAGAUAGUUUAACAAACAGCGACAAAAGCGAUGAACUUAGUUCUGAAAAAACAAAUGUUAACGAUCCAACACAUGGUUUGCCAUGUGAAAGCGAUCAAGAAAAUUUGACUCAUAACAAUACCGCUGACUUAGAUUCCCCGCAGGCGCAAAGUGUUCCGGAAGUGACGUCAUCUAAAAGUAAGGAUGGGCCAACAAGUGGAGGACGGUCAGAUAUUUGUGAUCAGGAUGAUAAGACAAWUGUUACAGAUCAGACCUGCGCCGGAAGCAUAUCUGAUCAACAAGAUGGAAGACAGCUGGAAGACACAAACAUGGUUUCGUAUUCAGGUAUCACUUCUAACGAAAAACCAGAAGCUGAUCUCGACAUUGAGAAAGAUUUUCACAGUGACUCGGGAAUCGAUUCGUUUGACGGUUCUAUCAGAAAUGACGUUGGUCAAUCGGAGUGUGAUAAUGGAAGARAAGAGCACCUUCAUUCGUGUGACUACUAUGAUGUCAAGUCUACUUACCACUUGAAGAAUAUUCUGCUUCAGUAUUCUAGACUAUGUGCCGAUGAAGAAGAGGUCGGCGUUGAACACCCACCUCAAGGUAUCUGCCUAUCGUCAUAUCAUCUCUUACACGUUGAAGGACGCUGGGUGGUAGAGAAUGAUGUGGAAAUAGAUGAAGAGAGCGACGAGAGUUCCRAGUACGAUGACUGUGAAGUAUUCAAACUUCCAGGGGAUAUCAAGGUGUUAUAUAACCGUAGCAAACGAAAAUGGGUGGUACAAAGAAUGAAAGUAUCCGAACAAGUAGAAGAUGAGGUUUCACUCGAGCCUUCAAGUGAACAAUUAACCAGUAGCGAUGCUUCAAGUGAAUACCCAGCCAAUGAGAAUCCUUCUUCUAUGGAGGAAAAGGAGGAGGAUUUCCGUACCUCGACGUGGGAAAGCAAUUACCAUCCGCUAACAAUCAAUCACUGUGGUCAACACUUUAGACCCUUAGACGAUUCGUACGAGCCUGAUGAUGAACAGCCAACUACAUCUCAGGAUUAUACCGAGAUUGGGAUUCUUGAAGACGCUAUUCGAAAAUUGUUUUACCAUAUGGAGAAAAAUCGAGAUCUUACUGCUUCCGAGUGCUUGAAUGACAAGAAAUAUCCUGAUCUACGGAGACUAGUUUGUGUCGAGCUUUGUUCUGCUUUGCACAAUAUUGUUAGUAACGGUCUCAAGAAGAAAUUCACUCUAUUGAGUGCAAUAAGGUAUAGUGUGUGGGAGGUUGUUAAAGGKACUUGUACGAAUGAAGUUACUGGUGCCAUAGUUAAGAAGAUCAACAGUGUUGGUGCUCUAGACGAUAAAACUCGCUUUGAACUGUUUGUUUGUGAAUGUUUGAACCAAAACGCUGGCGCUCUGGCUUUAUGGGUGGAGGCUUUACAGAGUAACAAGAAAAAAAUGAACACUUACUACGAUGAGAAAGCACUAGUGAUGAAGCUGCCGAAAGAUACUCUGGAGAAGUUGGUAUCGAGGAUARCCUUCCUUCCCUUCAGUAUAAGCUAUUAUCAGCAUGUACAGAAGAAGUUGAAGGAAGCCAGUGAUGUGACACAGUUUGCUUUCGAAUAAUAAUGAUCAUCAUCCUCAUCGUCACCAUCAUCCUCAUCGUCAUCACCAUCAUCAUCAUCAUCAUCAUCACUAUCAUCAUCAUCACCAUCAUCAUCAUCUUAGAGGAUCAAGGGUGGACAGAGGUGAUAUUCAUGGUUCCGACUCCCCUUAGUUACCGUUGCUAUGUCCCACAAGCUCAACAAUUUAUCCAGGAUAUCUCGGAAUUAAAGACUCURGUAACGGAAAAUYGAUCAUAAAUUGUUUCAACAGUUUACGGCCCUGAGAAAAGGAUAGAAAAUUGCCUCGUAGUCCUUGUAGUACUCUUUAAAACAGAUACUGUGUAUUUGUUUGUGGGACAAGAUUCUAAUUCCACUAGAAAAACUGCUGCAGCGGGCAACGGUUYGCUGUUAACUCAGUCGAACUUUUGAAUUGCGCUCGAUACCUGAAAAUGUGUAAUGAAAAGAAAGAAAAGAAAAGAAAAAUGAGAAUUAUGAAAUGGAAAAACGAAAAGGAAUAAAUAGAAAAAAAGAAGGAUCUAAAAGAAAGGAAAGGAAAUACGGAGAGAUUUUUGAUCGUUUUUUUUUUUUAACGAACACAUCAGACAGUAGAUUACUUAUGUAUAUGGACCAACGCUUCUCUCCAAAGACAAAUAGACACACACAAAAAAUAUAAUAUAUAAAUCAUAUAUAGUAUAUAUGAAAGAAAUAAAAUAAACCCUAA
Actinia tenebrosa (Australian red waratah sea anemone) is the source of this 4000-nucleotide messenger RNA. RefSeq lists its product as uncharacterized. The record is from RefSeq and is a predicted model, not a curated record. Lineage: Eukaryota; Metazoa; Cnidaria; Anthozoa; Actiniaria; Actiniidae.